This is a messenger RNA of Mobula hypostoma (lesser devil ray), 1991 nucleotides long. Its product is annotated as calcitonin gene-related peptide 1-like. Bases 43 to 429 code for a protein of 128 amino acids. The transcript has 4 exons. The record is from RefSeq and is a predicted model, not a curated record. Gene Ontology annotation, molecular function: hormone activity; calcitonin receptor binding. Gene Ontology annotation, cellular component: extracellular region. Gene Ontology annotation, biological process: adenylate cyclase-activating G protein-coupled receptor signaling pathway; regulation of cytosolic calcium ion concentration. Lineage: Eukaryota; Metazoa; Chordata; Chondrichthyes; Myliobatiformes; Myliobatidae.
CUAUGGGACAGCUUCUUUCUACAAGCUUUCUACAAUGUAACUAUGGAAAUGGACAUGGGAAAGCCAGUGGAUGUAGUGUACCUGGACUUUCAGAAAACCUUCGAUAAGGUCCCACAUUGGAGAUCCCCGGGCAGCCCAAACCUGGGGAAGGUUCUCAUUCGCCAUGUGGACGGACGUUAUUUACCAGGACUGAGGCAGAGGCAGCUGCCCCAGCCUGUGGCAGGCUACGUGCAGGAUCAUCAUAACCAGAGACUGAGACGGCUCCUCCCGCUCCACAAGCAGAAGCGUUCCUGUAACACGGCAACGUGCGUGACCAUCCGCCUGGCCAACUUCCUCAGCCGCUCCGGGGCAAUGGGCAGCAGGAGCUUCAUUCCCACCGACAUCGGGGCGAAAGCGUUUGGGAGGAAGCGUCGCGGCCUUCCAAUGUAGGAGCUCCGCUGUCCUGCACAGAUAAGACCCACUGUUGAAACUUCCCAGGUGUGUGAUGUCUGAAUUCCACUCGUUUCUGGAGGAACUACAGCACUCCUGUAACAUCGCCAGAGAUUCAAAAUCCCGGGAGAGAUAAGGCAUCGGAAGGAACCACGUCCCCCUACAACACAAUUUCUCAGACCAUUAGUGUAAAGGCUCCAUUCCACCAAAUCCUCUCUCACUCCCUGGUGUCAAUAUCAAAUUCCCAGUCAUAAUCAAGGCUUGAAUUAUUAUAACCAUUUGAUUUUUCAUGCGAGAGAUCAAUUAUUUUAAAAAAAGAUCUCAAGGGACUUUCAGUCUCCAAAACCAAUUGAGUCAAAACAUUACCCCUGAAAUCCAGGGAAAGUUGAAUAGGUUAGGACUUUAUUCACUGAAGCACUGGAGAGUAAGGGGUGAUCUUAUAGAAGUAUACAAAAUUACGAGGGGUAUAGAUUGAGUGAACGCAAGCAAGCUUUUUCCCCUCAGUGUAGGUAGAACUAGAACUAGAGGUCAUAGGUUAAGGGUGAAAGGUAUUUAAUGGGAACCUGAGGGGGAACUUCUUCACUCAGAAUAAAUGCAAGCAGGCUUUUUCCGCUGAGUUUGGGUGAGACUAGAACUAAAGGUCAUGGGUUAAGGGUGAAAGGUGAAACAUUUAAAGGGAAGCUGAGGGGGAACUUCUUCACUCAGAGAGUGAUGGAAGUGCGGAACAAGCUGCCAGCGGAAGUGGUACAGGCGGGUUCAAUUCAAGAGAAGCUUGGAUAGGUACAUGAGGGCUAUGUCCAGGUGCAGGGAGAUGGAAGUAGGCAGAAGACAUGAUUGGCAUGCACUAGAUGGGUCAAAGGAUGACUCUAUGCCUUUGGCAAAAUCUUUCACUUUUGUCCACGUAUUCGCAAACAUCUCUUAUUUUGGUCUCCAACUGCGCCGAAUCUUUCCUCGUCCAUCCACCGCCACCCUGUUAAGCCGCUGACCAGUGGCUCCCCACAGGCAAGUGCGACUGGUCAUAAGAAAGAGGAGCAGGACCAGGCCAUUCGGCCCCUCACUCCUGCUGCACCAAUUCAACAAGAUUGUGGCUGAUCACUUUCAGCACCGCGGUCUUCCUCUAGUUCCAUCUCCAUCGUUUUCUGUAAACGUAAAACAAAACUUAAAUGCACUCGGUGAUCAAGUCUCCGCAGUCCGUGUCUGUGGAGAAUCACAAAGAUUCAGCAGUCUCUAUCAUACAGUCCUACAGGGCAGAAACAGGCCCCUCAGACAUGCCGACCAGCGUUCCCAGUUGUACCGGACACUAAAGAUUCUGCAGGUGCCGGAAAUCUUGAGCAGCAUGUGCAAAAGUCUGGAGGAACUCAGCAGGUCAGGCAGCAUCUGUGGAGGGGAAUAAACAGCCAACAUUUCAGGCCAACACCUUUCGCCAGAACGGGAAGGGAAGGGGGAAGAAGGCAGAAUGGGAAGGUGGGGAAGAGAGAGGUGUCCAAGCUUGAGGGUGAAAGGUGAAACCGGGUGAGGGUAAAGAUGGGGGAGGGGGAGGGGGAGUGGUGAUGUGCAAAGCU